This is a messenger RNA of Caretta caretta (loggerhead turtle), 1212 nucleotides long. NCBI's taxonomy places the organism in Eukaryota, Metazoa, Chordata, Testudines, Cheloniidae. The record is from RefSeq and is a predicted model, not a curated record.
AUGGAGGCAGCUCUUAGCCCUCAGCCUCCUGUGGCGCACCAAGAUCCGGCACCAAGUGUCUCAGUGCGCAGCGCCCUGGUGGCAGCACUGGGACCGGCACCAUGGUUGGACUCUGAUCGAGAUCCGCGGCACCAGCGGUCCCCAGCACCGCAACCGACAUCAUUGGCUCGGCACCGCUCCCAUUCUCCCGGGAGACCAGCCUCCCUGGAACCGCCCGUGGAGACGUGUCCCAGAGGAGAGAGUCCAGGGGCACAGCCUACGGCCUCGGCACCAUUGACUCUGGGCCAGAAACAGCACUGGAAGCCAGAAAGGGGUGGUCCACCUCCGCAGAGACCAGCCUCCCUGGAACCGCCCGUGGAGACGUGUCCCAGAGGAGAGAGUCCAGGGGCACAGCCUACGGCCUCGGCACCAUUGACUCUGGCCCCAAGGGGAGAGACAUUGAGUCCAGUACCGCUGGACUCCCAGACACGCAGCAUGGUUGAGGUCCAGUUGCCAUGUACCCCGGAUACUUUUGCAGCUGCAAGGGAUCUUAUUGCCAUGACGGCAUCAGCAUCCCCUCAGCCACAUGCCAAGGCCCCGGGGCAAGCCGGUCCUGAUCCACCCGUCAGCACCGUGGGUCGAGCCACAGCACCGAUCCCGCUCUCAGCACCGUUCCCGCUCCCGCUUGCAGUCCCACUGCUGCUUGCGGUGCUGGUCGUACUCGCAGCACCGCUCUGCCUCCCGUCGCCGGUCCCGGUACUGCUCUGCUUGCCAGUCAUUGUGGAGGAGCAGAUCCCGGACCCGACGCCAAUCUCGACACCGGUCAUCAUCUCGGCCCAGAUCCAGAUCAAGGAGCCGUUCCAUGUCUCAGUACUGGUCCAGGUCCUGGCACCACUUCCCAGUGUCACGGCACCGUUCCCUGGUGCAGAUCUGUUCGGCACCACCAUGGCCCUCAUGUUCCGCUUUUCGCUCUUUGGGAUUAGAGGCAGGGUCGUGUUUUUCGGACCGUCGCCAUUCAGACUAUACCUGCCUGGAGUCAGGGGCUGGAUCUUGGCAGCUGCAGGGGCAGGGACCCGCUCAAGGGCCCAACUCAAUGGCCGUUCUGGACGCCCUGGGCGUACCACAAGGCCCAGGGUGCUCCAUCCGGGGCUUCCUGAUCAGCCCCAUCUGAGCAGCAAGUGCCAGAGGCUACCGCCAGUCAGCCCACCCUGGGGGGCACGGAGACUGUCGUGA